AUGGCUCUAGAGACCAAUGGAGUGGUGGGUGCCAUCCAGGCCUGGCUCCAGUCUUCUCAGCAUGUCCAGGUGCCCUUUGACUGGCUGAACGCUUGUGUGGAAUGGUUACGGAUAGAGGGAGGGAGAGAAGGCCGUCUGUCACAGCAGCACAUCAACCAACAAGUGUUGGACCAGUGGCUGUUGGCAGACCUGAGGGACCUGGGUCACCCUGUCCUCCCUGAUGGUCUCUCUCAGGCCCAGAAGACUGAGCUUAGUGGUACCUUCUGUGUUCAGGUUGAUUCAUUACUGGACAUCAGCCAGCCAGCAUAUGGGCAGUUGCAGAAAUUCCACAGCACAUACUGUACCAACGAUGAGGUGUCUGCUAUCACACAGACCACCCAGAAACCCUGGGAGGCCAAGCCAACACGCAUGCUACUGCUGCAGGUGACAGAUGGCGUUCAGAGCUUGGAGGCCAUGGAGUACCAGCCCAUUCCUGCACUUAACACUUCUCUCAGGCCGGGAGUGAAACUGAAGUUGCAGGGGCCGAUGGUGUGCAGACUGGGUGUGCUACUGCUGGGGCCAGCCAACGUCACGGUCUUGGGGGGUGAGGUUGAGGACAUGGUGCAUAGGAAUUCCCAGGGCAGGGUGCUAUGUAGGGCCCUUGGGCUUCCUGAAGAGGAGCAACAGAUCGAGGCAGAGGAACAGCAGGAGAUGGGGGAAGUGCUACCCAUCCCAGAACCGGGAAACCAGGAAAUGGAUGACUUUGAGUUAGAUGACCAAGAACUUUUGGCCAGUCUGGAGGCCCAGGAGCUGGUGGAAAGGGCUCAGGAAGAGUCUAGCUUGGAGAGCGGUUAUGGGACACUCAGUGUGGUCCCCUCUCAAUCUUAUCAGAGCUCUUCAAUCAGGAGUAAUUCCUCUACUGCCUCAUUUGGAAUUGGAGUCUCCACACCCUCUUACAGUGGUAGCGCAAACCAAAACAACAGAAGUGGUUUAGUCCAAGGUCAUCACAGGAGGAAGGAGCUACAGGAUUCUGCCAUUGUUGCGCCCUUCUCCUCUACCCACUCGACUAACCAAGAGGUCAUCGAUUAUAACGUGGCAGAAGAAGAUCUCCCUGAUGACUUUGAUGACCUGCCCCUGGAUGAGUUGGAUAGUGUUAUCUUUCAGGAAAGUUCAACUGUCACUCCACAGUCUGACAGCACUCACACAAGUACACCACAUGCUAACAAACAUAACAGACUCACAGCAAAACUCAACAGUUUUGACGAAGCAGUGACACCACAGACUGAUCAGCUUGACAGUUUACAACAACAGGAGACUCUGACAGGUUCCCGAUCAUGUAUCAGCGCUGACAAAUCCAGAUUUAUCAGGCCAGACAAUAGUCAAAGCCUCUCUAGGCAGGCCACAGGGCAGCUGAAGACAAUGACCUCCAAGUCCUACUUCUCCUCACCUCAGCCUCGAUCACAUGACAGUCAAAAUUUUCUAGCUUACCGUGACAGGGAUUUAAUAGAUGUAGACAUGGAUUCCUGCUUUCCUGAUAAAAUAGAAAGUUGCAGUUUGCAAGCUAAGUUUGACCACACACACAGUAUAACUGCGCAGACAGAAGAAGCCUCAAGGGAUGGACCCCUUGGUGGACAUGUUAGUGGAUCCCUUGGUGGACAUGUGCAUCAGAGACCAGAAGGGUCCCUUCAGACAAGGGUUUGGACAAAUACAGCUGCUACUAGUACAGAACCAUCACACUACAGUUAUGGUCUUACCAGCCAGGCAUCAAGCGGAGUAGAAGAUAAGUUUUGCAUUAAAACAGAAGCUCCAUUUGAGAGCCCACAAAACACACCUCAGGGGCCAAGUAACACCUCGGGAGUUGUGGGAUCUGGUAGAAUGCCUGAUAAAAAAAACCCACGAUGUAAUGUAACCUCUCUAACAACCAGCCUGACCUCUCCGCCGUUCACCUACCUGUGCCUCCUACAAAACUUAACCUCCUCCCAGCCGCACCCUCAUGGAAGUGAGAUCCGUGUCAAAGCCUUCAUUGUGACUCUCUUAGGAAAACUGACCAGCAACAGCGGUGUUUGGCGUGUUUGGGCCACUAUAUCGGAUGGCACAGGAUACUUGGAGGUAGAGCUGUCAGAUGAGAUGUUGACGGGCCUGUUAGGCUUCUCCGUGGUAGAAAAGGGGGCUCUAAAGCGUGACCCAACUCGGAGAGGGGAGGUAGAUGCCGGAAUGAAGAGGUGUCAAGAGGAGCUUGUGGACAUGUGCUGCGUGAUGACCAUCGCAGUUGAAGCAGAGGGUAGAAAAGCUGUGGUGACCAGAGCAAACCCAGUCACUGAGAAUGACUUCCAUGCGCUAGAGCAGAGGAUCAGAGACAGGAGAGUAUGAAAGGUGGAGGGGAAGAGGGGUCAUUGUAGCCACAAUGAUACAUGGGAAAUUCUUGAUGCUUGGGGGAUGGGAGUCAAAAAAUGGCAAAUGGGCACACUUGAGGCAAACUUAAAACUGCCUACCUUCAGUGCUUUAAAAAGACUUAACACUUAGAUGUUCCUGUUGAUAGACCAGUGAUCCCCAUCAGUACAAAGUGACUGUAAAUAUAAGAUUGGUGAUCUGUUUAUCGGUCAUCAGCCUAUUCUGCUGCUCAUUAUGUGAUACAGAAGGGUGGCAUUCUUGGUGAUCAUCAGCUGGGUUUUGCCUUGUAUUCCAUCUGUUACACAUGAAAAAUGUGACAUUGUGCCAUUGCUCAGUAAAAGAUGUCAUUCCUUUUUUCACAAAACUUAUUUUUCUGUUUGAACUGCACUCUACAACUUGUUCAUGUUAAUUAAACAAACUAAAAAAGUGCAUGCCAUAUCAAUAGAAAUCAGUUUUGGAUCACUGUUUGUGUUGUUGUUUACUUUUUUUGGAUUAGUACCAGAAGACAUUAUUCAUUAAAAAAAAAAAGAAAAUUUUGAACUUUACUUAGAAGAUUAUAGAGAAGAAGAAGUUCAAGGGGUUUUAGAUGAGAGAAGGGUGAGGAUGAGGGUGAAUAGAAAGGGUGGAAAAUGAAAAAGAAUUCAACUUCUGAUUGUUGUAAUGAAUUGCUGGCCUUUGCAUUCAUUCAAUGCAUCCAUUGCUUUUGAUUUGAAAAAUGAUUGAAUGUCCAAGGGCAGUGUGAACCUUUAUUAAACUCACCCUGAAGAGAAUGAGAGGAAAGGAAGAGAAAGGAGAGGCCAUGUGGUUUGAUUAUUUCCAUUCAUUACAGAGCUCGUCCAUGUUUUAUCCAUGAUGAGUUUAUUUUGAAGAAACUGCAAAGACAGAGUAACAUCAAUUUUAUUCUGUGCUUGUUUAUAUGCUGAAAUAAAGCUGUUGUGGAUGUUUUGUAAGUUCUUGAAUACUGCUUUUAGCAGCUUUUACUACUCAAGCCUUUGCUUCUAAUGUCUCACUUUUCUGUUUCACUUCUUUAAACGGGUCCUCAAUCCCUGGGCCACUUCACUUCAUUGGGUUCACUUUCCACUUGUUCAAGUCAUGAAACAUGUAUAUCAAGCUUUUGAAAAAACUCU
Lampris incognitus (smalleye Pacific opah) is the source of this 3497-nucleotide messenger RNA. It is a transcript of the gene rmi1, whose product is annotated as RMI1, RecQ mediated genome instability 1, homolog (S. cerevisiae). Gene Ontology annotation, cellular component: nuclear body; RecQ family helicase-topoisomerase III complex. Gene Ontology annotation, biological process: resolution of meiotic recombination intermediates; double-strand break repair via homologous recombination. Lineage: Eukaryota; Metazoa; Chordata; Actinopteri; Lampriformes; Lampridae. The transcript has 9 exons. The coding region runs from base 1 to 2349 and encodes 782 amino acids. Gene Ontology annotation, molecular function: catalytic activity; nucleotide binding. The record is from RefSeq and is a predicted model, not a curated record.